UCUAAUAUCAUAUACCUAAUAGGUUAGCCCACUUGACCUGGAAUGAGAUGACUUCCUUCUUUUAUAGAUUGUGGUGUCUCCCACGUAGUUGCUCUGGUCAACCUUGACCUUAUUUCCUUAUUCCCCUGGCUUUCUUGAGGCCGUCCGAUCGUUAUUUGAUUUUUGUAAUGGGGUUCCUCAACUUUUGCUGUUGCUUAGCCGGCGAGCUUUCGUUAACCGCACAAAAUGGCAAUUCUCUUUGGGGCACGCUCCUAGCCCAAGCCCUACCAUCAUUUAUCCUUGGGAGUGGAGGAUUCAACGUUAUCCCAUGGGGCGACAGGGGGGCUGGGUCGAGCAAUCCUUAUACCGACGCACCGCACACUGGUAUAACGCGUAGAUACGAGUUCAACAUUAGUCGAGGCAUAAUCGCGCCAGAUGGGUAUCAGAAGGAAGUGUUGCUUGUUAAUGACCAAUUUCCCGGACCGCUUGUUGAAGCCAACUGGGGUGACUAUAUCGAGGUGAAGGUCACCAAUUCCAUUGACGAUGGUCCACCAGAAGGGACAGCGAUUCACUGGCACGGUUUUUUGCAAACAGGAACGCCGUGGAUGGACGGUGUCCCCGGUGUUUCUCAAUGCCCGAUUGCCCCUGGAAAAAGCUUCACUUACAAGUUCCGAGCCGAGCUAUACGGUUCGUCUUGGUAUCAUUCCCACUACUCCGCUCAGUACGCAGGUGGUCUCUACGGUCCUGUUGUCAUCUACGGUCCAAGACAUGUGGGCUAUGAUGUCGAUCUUGGUCCGGUCAUGAUAAACGACUGGUCACAUAGAAACUAUUAUGCGGUCGUCCAAGAGAUUAUGGGUCCUGGUUCGAAUGGACUGACCUACUCAGACAACAACCUAAUCAACGGAAAGAUGAACUUUGACUGUUCUACGAUAGACGCCGAUGAUGAGACACCUUGCACAGAUAAUGCCGGGCUAUCCAAAUUUGUCUUCCGACCGGGCAAGACUCACCGUCUUCGAUUCAUCAACUCUGGAGCGGAGGGUACCCAGCGCAUUUCUAUCGAUGGACAUAACAUGACGGUCAUAGCCAACGACUUCGUCCCAAUCAAACCCUAUGACACCCAGGUUAUCACUCUCGGCGUCGGUCAGCGAACCGAUGUGAUUGUGCAUGCUCAUGCCGAUCCAGGAUCUGCAUUUUGGUUGAGAGCAAACAUGACGUCUUGCUCUAGCACGAAACAGCCGCUGGCGCUCGCUGCCAUCUAUUACCAAGGCGCCGAUAAUACUUCUGUUCCAACCAGUACGCCAUGGGACGUCCCAGAUCCGGGCACCUGCGAGAAUGACGACCUAGCACUUACCGUACCUUAUUACCCCGUAGCUCUACCCGAGCCGUCGUGGACCCAACAUAUGGACGUUAGCGCAUACAUUAAUUCGAGUGGUAGCUUUCUCUGGGAAUUUGGUGGCGUCGCUGCGAGAGUGGAUUAUAACAACCCGACUCUUCUCCAGGCUCGUAAGAAAGGUGGCUUCCAAUAUACAGCUGAGUCUAACCUAAUAAACUACGGGACAAAUUCAUCAAUCCGCAUUAUAAUCAAUAAUCCCGCACGGUCGUCCCAUCCGAUACACGCGCAUGGUUUGCAUAUGUAUGUCCUUGCAGCUGGACCAGGCAACUACACCGAAAACUCGCUAUCGCGCCUCAAUACGAAGAACCCCAUGCGCCGCGAUGUUCAGAUGGUCGCCGCCAAUGGCCACCUCGUCGUGCAGCUGGACGCGUCCAAGAGUCCCGGAAUCUGGCCUUUCCACUGUCACGUCGCCUGGCACUCAUCUGCUGGCUUCUUUUCACAGAUGCUGUUUAAACCAGACGAGCUAGCCACUCAUAAAUAUGAUAUCCCACAUGAUGUUAGCCAGACGUGUCGUGAUUGGGCCAAGUUCACUAGUGGCGUCGUUCCGGAUCAAAUCGAUAGUGGGUUGAAGGCAAGAGCGGAGAUAGUGAAGCAAGAAAGGAGUGCUACCUUAUUGCGGUGAGCAUUGUAGCGAUCAUGUUCUAAUCUUAAUCAACCUGUUGCAUUCUUCAGGCCAAACUCCGAAGAAAUAUCCCUGCGCUUUCUUCGUUUACAUAUUGCAUAAUGGCGGCGUCGGGAUCAGAUAAGAGGCUCCGGUGCCCCUUCAGUGUGUUGGAUUUUGGGUAAUGGUUAAUGCCAACAUAACGAAUGGUCUUUGGUGUAAAUAGUUCUUCGCAGCUACAUGAGCGGAGUACCUGAAAGAUUAUACAUGUAUCUAAACUUCAGCGUUAAUUCUCAACAUUUUUACCAGCGA
Messenger RNA from Daldinia loculata, 2285 nucleotides. Its product is annotated as putative multicopper oxidase. Gene Ontology annotation, molecular function: oxidoreductase activity; copper ion binding. The coding region runs from base 168 to 1994 and encodes 608 amino acids. NCBI's taxonomy places the organism in Eukaryota, Fungi, Ascomycota, Sordariomycetes, Xylariales, Hypoxylaceae. The transcript is spliced from 5 exons. The record is from RefSeq and is a predicted model, not a curated record.